Molecule: messenger RNA, 357 nt
Organism: Penicillium paradoxum
Lineage: Eukaryota; Fungi; Ascomycota; Eurotiomycetes; Eurotiales; Aspergillaceae
Exons: 2
Coding region: 1-357 (118 amino acids)
Source: RefSeq, a predicted model, not a curated record
AUGCCUCCUCAUCCCUAUGUAGAACUCCCACCAACGGUAUCAAAGCUCAACAACGACCUCCUCGAGCUGAUAUAUCUGAAGAGUACACUGGGCGUCUACGACAGAACAGUGGAGAGUAUCCGCAACUCGAACACCACCCCGGAGCAGCUCAAUAUCCAGCGUCGGUCCUGGCUCCAGGCCAAGUCGCAAGUGGCAUCCUUGCAUAGGAGCAUCGUUGCUGACUUUAGUCGGCUUCCUCGUCGUAUGAAACAAAGCUAUCUUUAUUACAAUCACCAGGAGUUGAAGGACCAUGGGUUUCAGCCGUCCAUUGAGCGCUUGACGAUUGUUCGGCCUGGUAGUCGUGUGACUAUUCUCUAA